This is a messenger RNA of Pseudocercospora fijiensis CIRAD86, 867 nucleotides long. RefSeq lists its product as uncharacterized. The annotation marks the transcript as partial. The record is from RefSeq and is a predicted model, not a curated record. The transcript is spliced from 2 exons. Gene Ontology annotation, molecular function: oxidoreductase activity. NCBI's taxonomy places the organism in Eukaryota, Fungi, Ascomycota, Dothideomycetes, Mycosphaerellales, Mycosphaerellaceae.
GUGGCCGCCGUGACAGGCGCAAACAAGGGCAUCGGAGUGGCCAUUGUCCGCAACCUCGCCCUCGAGUAUCCCCAGUCUCCAUUGAAGUCGGGGCCAUUUCUGAUAUAUCUGACCGCAAGAUCGCCCGAGCGUGGAGCUGAAGCAGUGAAAACAUUGAACAACGACCCCGAGCUGAAGAACGCGAAAGUGCUGAGCCAAGAUGGCGGCGAUACGACCAUCACCUAUCACGCGCUGGAUAUCAGCCAGGCAAAGAGUGUGCACGACUUCCGCGACUUCCUCCAGGAAAAGCACCCGGACGGUAUAGACAUCGUCAUCAACAAUGCAGGCAUCGCACAACAGGGCUUCGACGCCACGGUUGUAAAAGAGACGCUGCAAACAAACUACUACGGCACAAUUUCAGCUUGCCAAUCGCUCUUGCCUCUCAUCAGGGAAGGCGGCAGACUGGUCAACGUCUCCAGUAUGGCUGGCAAGCUGAACAAGUACUCUGAUGACAUUACGAAGGCGUUCCUCGAUGCAUCCAAGAAAGAGCCGCAGACGGGCAUUCCUGAGGUCACAGCUUUGAUGCAAAAGUUCCAGAAAGCAGCCGAUGCAGGGCAAGAGAAGGAGGCUGGCUUUCCGUCGGCCGCAUACGCUACGAGUAAAACUGGAGUUACGGCUUUCACAAAGUCACUGGCAUUGGAUCAGCAUGCGAGGAGCAAGAACGUCCUGAUCAACGCAUGUUGUCCUGGAUAUGUCAAGACAGACAUGACGCGUGGUGGAGGCAGAAAGAGUGCUGAUGAAGGCGCGAAGACGCCUGUCAUGCUCGCACUGCACGAUAUCGGCGGCAAGACAGGAGAGUACUGGCAGCAUGAGGACAUCGCCCAGUGG